Messenger RNA from Thecamonas trahens ATCC 50062, 3549 nucleotides. RefSeq lists its product as uncharacterized. The record is from RefSeq and is a predicted model, not a curated record. The transcript has a single exon. Gene Ontology annotation, cellular component: cytoplasm. Bases 943 to 3531 code for a protein of 862 amino acids. Gene Ontology annotation, molecular function: protein tyrosine/threonine phosphatase activity; MAP kinase tyrosine/serine/threonine phosphatase activity. Lineage: Eukaryota; Apusomonadida; Apusomonadidae. Gene Ontology annotation, biological process: protein dephosphorylation; negative regulation of MAPK cascade.
UCUCGCCGUCUACGUCUUCCUCCUCUCUGGCCGAUCAAACUCCAUGGUUGGCAUGGUAACCGGCCUCAAUGGUCUCGCCAAUGUAGCUUGUGCUAUCCCAGCUGGUUACCUGGCUGAUCGACUCUCUCGUCAAGCUCUGCUCAGGAUAGCCGCCGCCAUCGGUGCGGCUGCCACCCUCGCCACCGUCAUUGCCCUCGCUACCAACUCGAUUGCCAUGUUCUUUGUCUUCUACGCCCUCUGGGGCGCCUUCCAGGGCAUCCAGGCCGCGCCUCUCUCGGCGCUCUUUGCAGACUCGGUGCCGACCGGGGCUCGAUCCGGCAUCUUUACUCUGCGGUACGCCAUCAACGAAGGCUCGACCUUUAUGGGCCCGCUUGUCUCCAUCAUCUUUUUCUCGGCCUUUGGGGACGAGUGGAACAUGGCCCACAUGCGAAUUGUCCUCGCCAUCGGCCUCUUCUUUGGAGUCGUCUGUUGCUGCCAGCUGCUAUUCUUCAAAGACGCGGUUGCUCUCGGUGCAGAGUCUGAGGCCGCCAACUUGGGCGCCCUUGCAGCCGGCGCCGUCCCGCUCCCCGGAUCCAAGUCACUGCUCGGCACUGCCGCCGACACUGGCUCCUGGUCCGACGAGCUUCAUGCCGAUUCGGCACUUGCCACACUCUCAUCUGAUGACGAACAGCAGGAGGAGGAGUCGUCAGAUGCUGCCGCGCACGUGUCGCUCAUCGUGCCGGAAGCUGACGACAUGCGUCCGGCGCGCACUUCGUGUAUGGGGCUCUUCUCCCCGGCAUCUGUCCCCUACGUCAUUGCCAUCUCGGACUUGACCUUUGCCAUGGGUGCUGGCUUCACCAUUUCCUUCUUUCCGCUCUUCUUUGUCUCCGAGUACGGGAUGACUCCGUCGGGCAUGUCGCUUGUCAUCAUGCUCGGCUCGCUCGCCACCAUGGCCUCUUCGGUAUGGGCCCAGCGCGUGUCCCUGAUCAUCGGCCGAGUCCAGACCUCGAUCGUCUUCAAGAUUGCCGGCACUGCCUGCCUCAUCGCCAUGGCCAUUGUCCAGCCCAUGAUCCUCGUUGCUGCUCUCUACGUCGGGCGUGUCGCACUUCAGCGCGCCCCGAUCCCGCUCGACCGCUCCAUCGUCAUGGACGUCGUCACCAAGUCGACUCGCGGUCGCUGGAACACGGUCGAGUCACUCGGCUCGGUCACCUUCCGCGGUGCCUCCACCCUCGGCGGUCUCCUCAUCGACGCCACCUCGUACCGCACCACAUUUCUGGUCACUGCAGCCAUCUACGUUGUCGCCACCAUCGCCAUCUUCCCUGUCGUCCCGUUUGUCCCCCGAUCCGAGGCCGUCCUCCAGGUCGCCGUUGUCCACUCGUCCUCCCGCUCGUCCUCCUCCGACAUGGACGAAGCGAACAGCGCGCACCACUCCUCCGCCCGCACAUCCGACAGCGAGCAUGUUGCAGCCGUCUAGCGAUGGACAACCAACAAACAACCGUCUCUUGUCCGCACCACAACCACCCGUCAAUGAUCACCCAAGACAUGUUUUCUCUAAAUCGUCGCAUCGCCCCCAUCCCGCCGAUCUGUCUGAAGAAGCCUGGCCAGCGAGACGUUCCAUCGAAUCGGUUCCACCGCGCCGUGACGGACACUCGAGUCAUAUCCGCCUGCAACAGGCCCAUGCUCGCUGUUCGGUCGUCAGUUCUCCUUGCGCCUGCGCACAUUCCCCAUGCUCUUGCCCUCCCACCGCUCAUGACCCUGGCCAAGACCCGUCUGGAGGCACUGCCGCUCCCACACCUGCCGCUUUUCUCCGACUUGGGCUCCUCGCUCUGGGAGCGGGUCCGGGCUGCCGACCGCUCGCGGGCUCGCUGGUCCAAGCGAAAAACGCGCCGACUGGUCUCGAAAGCGCUGAUGGCGGUGGCAGAUAAUGCUGAUGCCGUUGCUCGCCUCCGCGCGUCAGGCGCACUGGACAUCGAGCUGCCGAGGACGCCAAAGUGGCGCUAUGUCGCCCUCGAUGCAGACACGCCCUCGCCUGUCGACAACAUCUACGCCCUCGGCAUCGAGGCUCGUCAGUCGGACGCUGCCCGUGCCGCCAUUCUGGCUUUUCUGGUUGACGAUGCUGGCCUUGUUCUCGAUCCGCCGCUGACCCUCGAUGAUCUGCCUCACCCGCUCGUCGUCCUCUACAUCCGCUACCAGCCAGGCCUCUCGGCGCUCACAGUCCCGUUUGGCGCUCUCCGAAGCAAUGCAGACACCGUCGCGCCUCGACUUCCCAAGUCGACGAUGCGUGAGCUUUUGGACGCUGUCCCCUCUCUUCGCCGGGCUGACUUUCGCGUGGCCGAUGAUACAAGGCUCUGGGAGGCUGACGUAGCCGCUGCCGCUGCCAUCUUGGCCAAGCUUCCCUCCGGCGGCGAGCUGGAUCCGGCCCAGCUCAACAACGCCGGGCGCUGCCAUGCUGUGCUUCGCGCCCUCAUUGCGCUGGCCUCGGCAUGUGGGCUGCAGACCCGCCUGACUUUGGAUCCAGCGUCGCUUGCACCAACGUGCGUGAUGCUCUUGCCGGCCGAGCUCGGGAACGAGGAUCCGGAGCUGCGGAUCAUCCGCGAGUCCGACACAUCGAUGCUACUGGCGCUGGGGCCAGGAGCCAUUGCUCCGGGUCUCUGGUUGGGAAACCUUGUUGACGCCACCAGCCUCGCUACCAUUCGAGCGCUCGGCAUCACCGCCAUCGUCAACGUGUGCGAGGAGACGUUUGCGCCGUUUGCGCACGCAAGCUCGAUCCGCUGGCUCCACUUUCCGCUCGAGGACGUGUCGUCGCAGAUCCUGGCAGAGACUGUUGUGCCGGCCACCGAUGCGCUCCGCGAGCUUCUAGCGGCCGGUGAGCGGGUCCUCCUCCACUGCGUGGUCGGCAAGUCCCGCUCGGUCGCCAUCGCCCUCGCCUACUUUUUGCUCAACGACGCCGAGCCGCUCGCGUCAUCGUUUGCUCGACUCCAGGCUGUGCGGCCGUUUGUCUCACCCAACAGCGGAUUCCAGACCCAGCUCUCAGCGCUGGAAAUGGAGACUCUCGGGACCGAGACGCCAAGCAUCGACUGGUCGACCGAGGCUCGAUCGACGUGGGGUACUCGGCCCAAGCCUGUUAUCCCGCGAUCUGGUCGCGCGAGCUCGUCCUCCAAGCGCACACCAGGCUCGCAAUCAGAAUCGGCCCGGGUUUCCAAGCGCGACUGGAGCGAACUGACGACUCACAUUCGCUCGCUCUGCUCUUCGAGCGUUGUUUGUGACGACUUUAUUCCGCUGGCAGCUGCGACGGCUGGCGCGGACGCCGAUGAUCACCGACGUGUUCUGCAGCUUUUCAAGGCCUUUCUCCGCCACGGGCUUACUAUUGACGGUAGCGUUGUAUUGACCGAGCUUGAGACUGUUACCGCCAUGCUUGCUCAUCCGCCGUCGCCCGCGCUCCUUGCCCUCCGAGCUGCCGUCGCUUCUGCCGAGUCACCAGCCCGAGCCGCCAAGACCGCCGUCGCAGCUGCAGCCGGUCAUCUCAGCGCAUCAUCCUCGGCAACAUCCUAGUAAAGGCUGUCAUUGCUC